CUGGCGAUUCAUGUGCAUAGCAGGCUCGAUGGGCGUAGCUGUUGCAGGCCAUGUGGAUUGUGUAUUGCGUUCAGUGAUACGUACCAGAUACACAGCCUUGUACCUGCUCACGCGUGUCGCUUCACGGCAUAAAGACCAAGGGCACGCCGUGUUGCGUGGCGCAAUUUCAUCCAGCUCCCAUCUGUUUUCUGAUCUCCCCUAUCCAUCACAGCGCCCGUCUCGGCAGGUCCCUUCUCAUCUGCAACACACUGAAUACUGGAACCGCCCAGGAUGUCCUGCUUCUCGUUUCUUCGCCGCUUGUCUAAGCUGGACGUGGCGUCUGACGCCUCAUCCAUGCAGAGUGCCUCGACGCUCGUCGGCCACGUCGAUGACGCCAGGCAAGAUGAGAAGGCGUCUGCUGUACGCCCUUGUGGCGAUGCACGCGGCCGCUUUGCCCCGACACCGACGACGAAGCAGCUCAGCGUGCUGCGCGAUGAGAUGCACAAGGAGGGCGGCCUGGCAUGGUACAUUGUCUCCAGCGAUGACGAGCAUGCGUCCGAGUACACCGCGCCGCCCGAUCAGCGCCGCGCCUUCAUCACCGGCUUCACCGCCUCAGCUGGCACGGCGAUCGUCGGCACGGACGAGGCACACGCCUUUGCGGACGGCAGGUACUGGGUGCAGGCCGAGCAGCAGCUUGACUGCAACUGGACCCUGCACAAGGUCGGCAUGAGCGGCACGGACAACUGGGAUGCCUUCCUCCUCAAGGCCGUCAAGCCCGGCGAUAAGGUCGGCUUCGACGCCAAGACCAUCUCAUACAAGCCUGCCAAAGCGCUCAUCGCGGCGCUGAAGCAGGCCGGUGCGGAGGUCAGCCUGCCGACGCGCAACCUUGUUGACGCAGCCUGGCCCGAUCGGCCAGAGCCCAAACUUGUGCCUGUCCACGAGCACCCGCUCAAGUUCAGCGGCAAGCACGCCAGCGAAAAGCUCGCUGAUCUGCACAAAUGGAACCAGGCGCAGCCGGCCGCGGACCAGCGUGGCAUCACCUACUUGAUCUCCGCGCUGGACGAGGUCGCAUGGACACUCAACCUGCGCGGCGAUGCCAUCCCAAACAACCCCGUCUUCCCCGCUUAUCUCACGAUCACUUCUCUACCUGGUGAGCAGCAUCCGUUCACAACGCUCUACAUCUCCUCCGACCUUGUCCCGCAUGGAAGCGAUGUGUACCACUACAUCAGUUCCCUCGGCGUACGCAUCCUCGAGCACGACGCCAUCUGGAGCUCCCUUUCAGCAAGCACUUCCGCCACCACCACCACCAUCUCCAUCAGCGCCAUCGGUGACAACAUACUGGUCGCGACGGAAAAAGUCAGCUGGGCCAUUGUCGAAGCCUUUGCAGGCGGCGAGGAGAACAUGUGCGUUCUCGGCCCGCAGUCACCCAGCGCGAUGGCCAAGGCGGUCAAGAACGACGUCGAGAUCCAGGGUUUCCGCAAUGCAUACCUGCGCGACGGAGCCGCUUGGUGUAUUUGGGCUGCGCACCUCGAUCACGAUAUUCGCUGCCGCGGCAAGCAGGUCGACGAGUGGACCGCCGCCGUCAGGCUCGACAAAGAGAGGCAGCCGCUUAAGUACUAUGCUGGUGAAUCGUACGAGCCGAUCAGCGCAACGGGCCAGAAUGCCGCACUGCCGCACUACGAGACACCCGCGACCGGUUCGGAUGUCAUCAAUACCACCACGCCGUACCUAUGUGACUACGGCGCGCAAUACCUGGACGGCACGAUCGACACGACACGCACCGUAUUUUUUGGGCAGCGGCCGUCGAAGGAGCAUACGCGCGCCUUUACGCGCGUCCUGCAGGGCCACAUUGCCAUCGACCGCGCUGUCUUUCCCGCGGGUAGCACGGGCGCGAUGCUCGACGUGCUCGCACGCAAGGCGCUCUGGCAGGACGGCAUGAACUACUCGCAUGGUACCGGACACGGCAUCGGCGCCUACCUCGGCGUCCACGAGGGUCCGCAUGGCUUCUCCACCAGCUCCGGUGGCAGCAAGGUCCCCGUUGCUUUGCAGCCGGGUAUGAUGCUCAGCAACGAGCCUGGCUUCUACGAAGAAGGCCACUACGGUAUCCGCACGGAGAGCAUCAUCUGCGUUAAGGAGGUCGACACGAGGCGCAACUUUGGAGGGACAAAGUGGUACGGCUUCGAGAGGAUCACGCAGGUGCCGAUCGAUCGCCGUCUAGUCGACUUUAGCCUGCUGUCGAAAGACGAAGUCGGCUGGCUGCACAAACACAACGAAGACGUCAAGCGUAAUGUGCUGCCCCUUAUCAAGCACGACAGACUCGCCACUCGCUGGCUCAGCAGGCAAUGAAUGUAGUAUCGCUGCUCACUUUCUUUUUUUUAAGCGUUGUGCAAUGGCAAUCAACGUGUAGGUUACAG
This is a messenger RNA of Tilletiaria anomala UBC 951, 2393 nucleotides long. Its product is annotated as Creatinase/aminopeptidase. Lineage: Eukaryota; Fungi; Basidiomycota; Exobasidiomycetes; Georgefischeriales; Tilletiariaceae. The record is from RefSeq and is a predicted model, not a curated record. The transcript has 3 exons. Bases 271 to 2325 code for a protein of 684 amino acids.